AUGUUACAGCAAAGAUUAGCGACCGCACGCAAAGUAUUGGCCCUCUUGACUUGCUUAUCGUAUCUACUUAUCUGCGCUGAUGCUCUUUUGUUGCCGCGAUUCAGCAGUGUCAUUGAUCGCAAUGAAUUCCUUUCGAUUGUUAUUGUGUCUACAGGACAACUGAUUCCGUCAUCGUGGUUUGUUGAGAAACAACUACAACACGAUGAUUCUUCAUCGGUGAUUAUUCCCCUCCGCUUUCUUCCUGUAGGUGGAUCCUGGGCGAUUAAGAUAUUAGUGGCGAAUAAUGAUGAGCGCGAUGAUAAGUACUACGCCGUGGUGGAUACUGGAUCUCCAUUCUUGACAGUUCCGUCAAGUUUGGCCAGUGUCACAGAAAGGACAACUUAUCCCAUGACUAAAGAGCAAUAUGGUCAAGACAUUAGUGAAAUGGACUGGAAGAAGAUACCAUAUGUUACAAUAUUGACGAAUUCUUCCGUCAUUGAUACUGAGAACCUUGUGGUGGGGAUGGAGGAGACACAGCAACCAAACCAAGAAGCAGGAAGUGCCUUUGCUGGUUUGGUCAAUAUCGACGACAAUCGACCAACUUUCUUGGAGCAACUAACUCGAGAAAGGAUCUCUGCUUUUACAAUAUCAUUUGCUCGGAACUAUCUUCAGCUGAGUCAAAGGUCUUUGAUUGACAAACGAAACCCGGCAGCUUUUCCUUUGGUCGAUCUCCGACCGUAUGGCCCAGACUUGUAUCACUACGCGGUGGAUUCGCCCCGUUUGGUUGGUGCUCGAUACAGGAUUGACAGGAUGCGUGUUCUCCGACUCAUUAAUGGAGGAGCUUCACAACAGGCGAGGCAACAAAGAUGUUGUCCCAGACGGAAUUUCAGUCUCUACAGUAUCCCAGAGUCGACAACCUUUGGUAUUGACAAGUUCGGAUCAAUAUUGGGUGUUUUCAUCCUUUCGACUUCCAUGGUUUCGGGACGUACGAAACCAUCCACAUAUUGUUGCAUUGGGUUGUACAUUUUGGACCCAGUGCGAGAGUUUGACUGUGGACAUGGCAUCUCGGACAGUAAAGAUCAUUCCUCGUCAACCCGCUGUUUCAAUAGAUAG
Cylindrotheca closterium is the source of this 1092-nucleotide messenger RNA. The record is from the annotation of a GenBank genome assembly. Lineage: Eukaryota; Bacillariophyta; Bacillariophyceae; Bacillariales; Bacillariaceae.